This is a messenger RNA of Cyanistes caeruleus (blue tit), 2256 nucleotides long. The record is from RefSeq and is a predicted model, not a curated record. Lineage: Eukaryota; Metazoa; Chordata; Aves; Passeriformes; Paridae.
UCUCCUGUCCUUGUGGCACGAGCCCCUGAGACCCAAGUGCAGGACUGGCUGUCCUGCAGCCUUGCCAAGACUUCACUCCUGCAGGUGCCUUCCAGGCACAGCUGCAGGACUUGCCAACUCAGACCUUUUCCGAGCCACCUCUGCUGCAAGUAGCCAUGAAUCCAGGCAGUGAUGUUGAGCAGAGACCUCCGAGUGUCCCCAAGAUGACCUGGGUGAAGGAGGAGAAAGAAGGCCCUGGGACUGCCCCAGCACAGCAGCCUGGAGAGCUGGAGCAAUUUCAGCCACCGCAGCAGGGAGCAGCCAUGGAGCGCACUCGAGAGCAGGAACGCAGCCGUGGCCUCUUCCGCACAACAGCGCAGAUGAUUUGCAAAUUCAUGAAGAGAAUUCGGGAGGAAGAGACCAGUGCCAUAGGCACUGUGGUCAGAGCAUACUCUCCCAUCUUCAAAACCAAGACCAGUGCUGCCCUGCUGGACAUGCUUGUGGAGGAGGGUCCUUCCAGUCCAAAGCAAGUGCUCCCCAUGGUGAGGUUCAUCCACCAGUGGCUCAAGGCUAAUGAGUUUCCCGAGUACAAUCUGUACAGGCCCCUUCUGGAUCUGACAGAGGCACAGCCUGCUGACGUGGUGAUGGCUCUCCUGCGUGUGGCCCCAUGGUGUGACAGAGCUGCUACCACCAUGUGGAAGAGCAUCAUGUGCUCGUGCAGGGCUGCAGAGCCGGCCAUGCUGAUACUCCUGGAUGUGCUGGGCACCUGGCCAGAGCUCAGCAUGUGCACCUCCGACGGGGACCACACGGCUGUCCUUGCCCUGGCUGCAACUGUGGUGAUAUGGAAGAUACUCCAGCUGCCCUGUGUCCCACAUGCAGUGACAGUGUAUUUCCCCCGUCUCUUGGUGCAUCUGCUCUUGCAAGUGCUGUUCAGCACAUUGGAUCUGCCAGAGAAGGUCGAUACUUUCUGGAAGAGAUGCCAGCAGCAACACGGCCUUGCCAUCAGCCCCAACAGGUUUGCAGUGCAGACCCUGAAGGCCCUGCUCUGCCGACUGCACUAUGAGGAUGUGGUGGCGGCAGUGGAAGACGAGUGUGGCUGGGACACGCUGCUGUGUGCUGGCACGCACCACUGUGCUGUGGGUGUGCUGGCCAGAGCAAUGCGUCACGUGUCCCUGCCCUUGUGUUCUGCGAUUGCAUUCUACCUGCUCGGGCUGCUCAGCAAAGACACGGCACACGGGGAUUUGGCCGCCAUGGCGUUCCUUGUGGAGAUGUUGGAGUGCCUGGACUCGAGUGAAUACCGUGACAGCGUCCUGGAGAUCGCAUCAAGCAAACUGCAGAGCGAGUGCAGGGAGAGGCGUCGCUUGGCACUCAGAGGCCUUGUGGUGCUCGGCAAGAAUUCCUCCAUGGCCAAAAGAAUGUGGAGCCUGCAUGAAAGGCUCGUGGAGCUCCUGGGGGAAAAUGACAGCCAUGUGCUUGGGAUGAGCAUCGCUCUCCUCAGCCGUUUGUUCCUGUACAAUGGUGGCCCGAUAACCAUCCCCCUCGGCCUGCAGCUGGCUGAGGCGCUCCUGCCGCUCUUUGACAAUGAGGAUAGCCAGGUGCAGCUGUGCUCCAUGUUCAUCUUCCAGGAGAUGAUGGAUUUAGUACCAAAGGAGGGGAAAAAGGCCCUGAAGUCCCACGUGCAGCAGAGCCUGCUCCCACUCUCCUUGCACUGCCAUGAUGAGAACCAGCGCGUGGUUGAUGCCUCCCGGGAAACGCUGCUCUGUUCCGCCCGAUUCCUGAAGAGGAAGGAUCUCCAGCAGAUGCUGCGGGUGGAUCAGACCUGGAGGUUCGGCGAGGGCCUGCUGGCACAGGACAGGAGCCGAGCGGCUGAGCACCUGCACCGGGCCCUGCUGUACCUGGACAGCCCGCAGGAGUCCCUGCGAGCGGCGGCCAUCAGGUUCAUUGGGAUGGCCGGGCAGCACCUCCGGGGGAACAAACGAGAGCUCCAGAGCAUCUGUCAGGCCCUUGAUGACAAGGCACAGGACAUCAGCCCUGCCAUCAGAAGGCUGGCUCUGGAAACAGCCUUUGUCCUCCGGGCAGCUCAAGGCUCCAUCUUGCAGAAGUGGCAAGAUGGAUUCCGCAGGGCACGCAAGAACCGCCCUUGUCUGUGGGCCCGUGGCUGGCUGUGCUGCUGGAGCUCUGAGGAGAGCUAAAUUGAGAGGCUCUCUGUCUGCCGGGGCCAUCUGAGCCAGGCAGGAAUUUUCUUUAAGAUGGUUUUUUUUUUUCCUUCUUCUUUGU